CGUAGGCAGGAAGAGGAAGUGGAGUUCGCUUUAGUGGUAAAGUUUGUAAGCUAAAAAAACAAAAACAUAACAGAGCUGCUCUCGACCUGCAAAUACGGCCUUUCCGUUAUGGGCACCACAGCUACUAAACUACCGAAGGAUCAGCUGUCGGAGUAUCAGGAGCUCACCUUCCUCACUAAACAGGAGAUUCUGCUGGCACAUAAGAGAUUCUCUGAACUCCUGGACAGAAAUGAUCGGCAACAGCUCAGUUCCCGGGUACCCUUGAGCAAAAUUUGUACGUUGCCAGAGCUCAAGUCUAACCCUUUUCGAAAAAGGAUCUGCCAUGUCUUCUCCACUUCAGAGACAAAGGAUGGGAGUUUAAGCUUUGAAGACUUCUUGGACCUCUUAAGUGCAUUCAGUGAUUCAGCAACACUUGAGAUCAAAUCACACUAUGCUUUCAGAAUCUUCGAUUUUGACGACGAUGGCACACUUGAUUAUGGCGAUCUCGAGAAGUUGGUUAACUGUCUGACUGGGGAGUCUGCAGACACAAGACUCACUCCUGAGGAAAUGAGUCAGCUCAUAACCAACAUUCUCGAGGAAUCAGACAUUGAUAAAGAUGGGACUGUAAACCUUUCUGAAUUUCAGCACGUCAUCUCCAGGUCCCCAGAUUUUGUUAGCUCUUUCAAGAUUGUGCUGUGAAGAUCACGGUGACCCAAAGAUGUUUUUUUUGUUUGUUUGUUUUUGCCUCUGCCUCAUUUUUAACACGCAUGCACUUUGCUCUUCACACAACAGUUCUAAUGUAACAAUGUGUUAAUUGUGGUUGUUUUUUCCCUGUAUUUCAAUUUCCUUUGUGACAGCAAAGGUUUUUUUUUCUCACGUUUGUUUGGAGAUCUAUUUGUAUAUUUGAUAAAUGCUUGUACACCCACUUUA
This is a messenger RNA of Clarias gariepinus (North African catfish), 909 nucleotides long. RefSeq names its product calcium and integrin binding 1 (calmyrin) (gene cib1). The transcript is spliced from 7 exons. Gene Ontology annotation, molecular function: calcium ion binding. The coding region runs from base 109 to 678 and encodes 189 amino acids. NCBI's taxonomy places the organism in Eukaryota, Metazoa, Chordata, Actinopteri, Siluriformes, Clariidae. The record is from RefSeq and is a predicted model, not a curated record.